Messenger RNA from Anguilla anguilla (European eel), 1868 nucleotides. It is a transcript of the gene mthfd2, whose product is annotated as methylenetetrahydrofolate dehydrogenase (NADP+ dependent) 2, methenyltetrahydrofolate cyclohydrolase. Bases 136 to 1146 code for a protein of 336 amino acids. Gene Ontology annotation, biological process: tetrahydrofolate interconversion. NCBI's taxonomy places the organism in Eukaryota, Metazoa, Chordata, Actinopteri, Anguilliformes, Anguillidae. The transcript has 8 exons. Gene Ontology annotation, molecular function: methylenetetrahydrofolate dehydrogenase (NADP+) activity; methylenetetrahydrofolate dehydrogenase (NAD+) activity; methenyltetrahydrofolate cyclohydrolase activity. The record is from RefSeq and is a predicted model, not a curated record. Gene Ontology annotation, cellular component: mitochondrion.
AGCAAAUUCACAUCACUUCUUCCCUCUUCCUUACCGCUUGCCCGCUCAGCCGGCACGGACUGAACCUCCUGCGAUCCGUCCUUGAAGUUAACUUGGGUUUUGAAAUAUAUAUAUACAUAAUUUAAGAACAUCGCAAUGGCCACGUUAAGAGCACUGAGGAAAUGUUGCCAAAAUUCCCAUCAAGUAUGUAGACUUCAUUUGUCAGCGUCAAGACAGGAAGCGGUGGUGAUCUCCGGCAGGAAGCUGGCGCGGCAGAUCCGGGAGGAGGCGCGGGCGGACCUGGAGCAGUGGGUUUCGGGGGGGAACCGGAGGCCCCACCUCAGCGUGGUCCUCGUGGGGGACAACCCAGCCAGCCACUCCUACGUGCUGAACAAGACCCGCGCCGCCGCCGACGUUGGAAUCAGCAGUGAAACCAUCCUGAAGCCCUCCUGCAUUUCUGAGGACGAGCUGCUGGAACUGAUCCACAAGCUCAACACUGACCACAGGGUGGACGGCCUGCUGGUGCAGCUGCCUCUGCCAGAGCACAUAGACGAGCGACGCGUGUGCAACGCAGUGUCUCCUGGGAAAGACGUGGACGGCUUCCACGUGGUGAACGUGGGCCGCAUGUGCCUGGACCAGUCCACCAUGCUGCCCGCCACGCCCUGGGGAGUCUGGGAAAUCAUCAAGCGCACAGGAAUCCCCACUCUUGGGAAGAACGUGCUGGUGGCGGGACGCUCCAAAAACGUAGGAAUGCCCAUCGCCAUGCUGCUGCACACAGACGGGCGACAUGAGAGGCCUGGAGGUGAUGCCACGGUAACCAUCUCCCACCGGUACACACCCAAAGAGCAGCUCCGGCAGCACACCAAGAUCGCCGACAUCAUCGUCGCGGCUGCAGGAAUCCCAAACCUCAUCACCGCGGACAUGAUCAAGGAGGGGGCGGCCGUCAUCGACGUCGGCAUCAACCGAGUCCAGGACCCCGUGACCGGCAAGGACCGGCUCGUGGGCGACGUGGACUUCGAAGGAGUGCGUCAGAAGGCCAGCUUCAUCACACCAGUCCCCGGGGGGGUGGGGCCAAUGACCGUGGCCAUGCUGAUGAAGAACACCAUCAAGGCGGCGAAGAACAUCCUGACCGCCCCAGAGCGAAUCCGAUUGGUAGCGUCCAGCUAAAGGGCCCUGCCCCCUACCCCACAGCACAUUCCACACCCCCCCUUUUUUUUUUUUUUUUUUUUACAUCUGACCCAUCAUUCGCCAACACCGUUCACUGAGGCUGAACGACACAGGAAGAAGUUAAGCUCUGCUUUGACUGCUUUUUCCUCUUUUUCUAUUGGAUCUCCCCAAAGCUGUUACAUUUUUUUAUUUUUUAUUUUUUAAACCUUACUGGUUUUCUACCUUUUCGCGCUUUUUUCAUUUUGCCCUUUUCAGGGUUCCAAGUCAUUUUUUUGGAUGAAAUGUAUUUAUUUCCGAAUGUUUUGCCUGGAGGAGAUGAGACGUUUACUGCAUAGCUGGAGAAGGCGGAGCCAGGAAAGGGGGUGGAGCCAGCGGUCACCUCGGUCAGCUGAUGGAGAAUGAGGAGGAGAGGAGGGAGGGGCCUGUUGCCAUUUCCCACCCCCACCCCAUUGACAGCUACUGAUCAGCGUCUGCUGUCCAGUGAGCCCAGAGCUCUGUAGACUCAAAGCCACUGGGCUUUGCUCUGGAAACCAAAGGGGAACACUGAGGCCUUGGAGCUGGCCAGGAGAGCCACAACAAUCAUGCAGGGCUGUCACUCUCAGAAUUAAAGAACUAUUCUGUUCUUCCACAAUGAGAGAGGUGCUAUUCGACAGAUUGACUGAGCAAACUUUAUAUUUACAGUUGCAAUUUUUUGCAUACAAAUAAAUAUGCCAACACAGCAA